AGGCCGGCCCCACCCCCUUUCCAACGGCUUUGCCCCACGAGUAGCUGGCCGAAAUGGCGAAAGUCCACGGCUUCUGCCGUGCCUUGUUCCAGCGUUCGAGCACAUCUAGCCGCCCACCCGUGCUCCAGCGCUCUCCCAGUUUCCGGCUAGGGGUCAGAAGGAGCACUUUAUCCUCGAGUGAGGCUCCCUUCCCGGUGCUGCAGGAGCCAACGUUAGCCUGUGACGAGGCUGCAAGAAGAAACAGAGACGUGAAUCUGUCACUAUUUGCCGAGAUCAGAUCUAUUCGAGCUGCCAUCGAGGGCUCGGAUGACGAGGUAAGACGCAAGGACAGAUCGUCUCGGAAACUUACAGUUCGAGAGAGAAUCGACCUUCUCAGAGACGAUGGGGGUGAGGUUUUGGACGUAGGUCUGUUUGCCGGGUGGAGUAUGCCGUACGGUCGGGUCCCGAAUGCAAGCAACGCGGUAGUCGUGACAAAGAUAGCCGGAGAGACGUGUGUGGUGUCAGCCAAUAUCUGGACCUUCAAGGGUGGGACUCUCUACCCCAUCAGCGUCAAGAAACAGCUGCGGGCACAGGAGAUUUCCAUGGAGAACAGGCUUCCCUGUAUCUACCUGGUGGACUCUGGCGGCGCCUUUCUUCCUCUGCAGGCUGAAGUUUUCCCUGACAGAUAUCACGGAGGACGUGUAUUCCGAAAUCAAGCCAACCUGUCCUCUAUGGGGAUACCCCAGAUAUCUGUAGUGUGUGGGUCGUGUACUGCUGGAGGUGCCUACAUUCCCACAAUGUCAGACGAGGCUGUGAUCGUGAAAGGCAACGGGUCACUCUUCCUGGCCGGACCUCCUCUGGUUAAGGCAGCGACAGGUGAGACGAUAACCACAGAGGAGCUGGGAGGAGCAGACAUUCACUGCGGUGUCAGUGGCUGUACGGACCACUAUGUGGAAUCUGAGGAGGAGGGGUUUCAGGUCACCAGGAGGAUCGUCAGCAGCCUCAACCUCUCCAGGAGGAGGAGGAGGGAGAGAGAAGAGGCAGUUGAGCCUCCUCUCUACAGUACGUCAGAGGAAUCUUUUGCCAGUCUUCUCCCACCGUCUCUCUCACACGGCCAGUGGCCAGCUCUGGAGAUCAUUGCUAGAGUGGUGGACGGCAGUAGGUUUCAUCCGUUCAAAGAGAAAUACGGACCAACUCUACACGCCGGGUUUGCCAGGAUCAACGGUCGACUGGUAGGUAUUCUGGCUAGCGAUGGAGAACUAACAGCAAAUGCAGCAACAAAAGGAACACACUUCGUCAGACUCUGCACAUUCAGGGACAUCCCCAUCGUUUUCUUCCAGAACACCCCCUCGGAUCUCGAAUAUUUGGCCCCCGGGGGUAACGAGGGUCUGACGGUAAAGUCGAGAGCACAGAUGAUGUCUGCUGUUGCAUGUGCUACUGUUCCAAAGAUAACUGUUGUUGUUGGUGGCGGCUUCGGUCCCAGCAGCUUUGCAAUGGGAGGCCGAGCGCUCCAACCUAACUUUCUCUUCUCCUGGCCUCAUGCCCGUCAAGCCAUUGCUAGUCCUGACCACCAGCUACAGACUAUGAGACAGCAGCAGGGACUUGCAGAGAGAGAUAUAGACCCAGCUCUUCUAGACAGACUGGAGGAAGAGUGUGCCAACCACCCUCCUUCUAACCUUGUCACAGAUGCUGUCAUCUUACCUCAUGAAACUAGACAGGUAUUAUCACAGGCACUGGAUAUAUGCACAGUUUACAGACAACCUCCACUGUCAGAACACAGACUCAACGUAUUGAGAAUGUAGCUCAAAAUUCAAUGCAAUAAUUCACCAGAAAAAACCCUGUAUAAUUAUUAUAGUAUCACAGUUUAUGAGCAACCCUCAGAGUGUUCUUCGCCAAUCUCUGUAGAUGGACACAUUUGUAUUGCGUGGGGCAAGCAACCAACACAGUUUUCACGGCAAAAUUUGCAUUGCU
Molecule: messenger RNA, 1950 nt
Organism: Geodia barretti
Lineage: Eukaryota; Metazoa; Porifera; Demospongiae; Tetractinellida; Geodiidae
Source: the annotation of a GenBank genome assembly